Molecule: messenger RNA, 2583 nt
Organism: Rubroshorea leprosula
Lineage: Eukaryota; Viridiplantae; Streptophyta; Magnoliopsida; Malvales; Dipterocarpaceae
Source: the annotation of a GenBank genome assembly
AGCGUCAACAUCCUCUCCUACCAAACGAUACCAGAUGUCUUAAACAUUAAGGAAAUAUAUAUUUUCUUCACAGAAAAAGCUCCGCAAAUCCCACAGAACUGAAGAAUGCGAGUUUCAAACUGCGCCCUCUUUUGCUUCGCUUCCCUGGUUAUCUUCUUCCCAACAAUCUCCAUCUCCAUAGAUAACUUAACUGCAACUAAUUCUGUCACUAAUGAUCAAACUCUCGUCUCCUCCGGUAAUGUUUUCGAGUUGGGAUUCUUUAGCUUCCGGAAUUCAGACAAUUGGUAUGUCGGAAUUUGGUACAAGAACAUUCCUGAGAGAGCCUACGUGUGGGUUGCCAACAGGGACGCCCCGCUUUCUAAUUCGUCUGGAGUUUUAAAGGUUGUAGAUCAGAACAUUGUUCUUCUGGACCAAAAUCAGAAACUGGUCUGGUCAUCGAACAUAACGAAAGGUGGUAACACUGUUGCGGAGCUGUUAGAUUCUGGAAACUUCGUCCUGAGAGAAGCAGAGGAUCCCAACAACUAUCUCUGGCAAAGUUUUGAUUUUCCGACCGAUACCAUGUUACCGGACAUGAAGCUGGGUUGGGAUCUGAACACAGGUUUUGACAGGUACCUAACGUCAUGGAGAAGCCCAGCAGAUCCGUCUUCAGGGGAUUUCUUGAUAAAGCUUAAUUACCAUGGACUCCCGGAUGCUUUUUUGUGGAACAAGCAAAAGAUAGAAUCCAGAAGUGGACCUUGGAACGGUGAGAGUUUCAGCGGCACUCCGGGGAUGGAACCGCUGGAUUAUCUCGAGUUCAAAUCUGUCACCAAUCAAGACGAGGUGACUAUCUUAUUCUCUGUUACGAUCAAGAAUCUGUUAACCAGGGUGAUCGUGAAUCCCUACGGAGUUUAUCAGAGAUUAACCUGGAUUCCUCACACCGAAAAAUGGAACCAAAUCUGGUAUGCACCGAAGGACCAGUGCGACAAAUACCAGAAGUGCGGUCCGCACGGUAUAUGCGACGCAAAUGCAUCCCCCGUUUGCAAGUGUCCGCGAGGGUUCGAGCCGAAGAACUUGCAGACGUGGAAUUUGAGAGAUGGGUCAGAUGGGUGUGUGAGGAAGACGAAUUUGGAGUGCAUGGGAGACAAAUUCUUGCACCUGAGAAAUUUGAAGCUGCAGGAAACCACCACGGCGUUUGUGGACCGGAGUAUGAGUCUUAAGGACUGCGGAGAUCUGUGCCUGAAGAAUUGUUCUUGCACUGCUUAUGCUAACGCCGAUAUCAGAAACGGUGGCACGGGGUGUGUCACCUGGGUCGGUGAACUUCUGGACAUCAGAGAGCCCCCCUCUGGCGGUCAGAAUCUAUUUGUUCGAUUGGCUGCUUCUGACCUCGCUGAUGGGAAGCUAAGAGUAGAUCUCAUUAUCAGCCUCACAACUGUUUCUUGUAUCAUCAUCUUGGGUGCCUUAGUCUAUGGUUUAUGCUGGCAGAGAUCAAAAAAAAUUGGUAAAAAAAACAGAACCUUGGAAAACUUUGAUCCGGAUGCUAGAAGGGAUAGUCCUCGGGACACUUCGCUGGAACAUAUGUUGAGAAGCAUUGUAAAAAAAGGAGAGCCACAGGAGCUACCUUUGUUUGAUUUUGAUAGCAUGGUAGUUGCUACCAACAACUUCAGCAUGGCUAAUAAACUUGGGCAAGGAGGAUAUGGACCGGUUUAUAAGGGAAAGCUACAUGAUGGAACAAAUAUAGCAGUCAAGAGACUCUCUAGUAGCUCAGGACAAGGCAUAGAAGAGUUCAAGAACGAAAGGAUUGUAAGUGUUAAUCAUGUUUCCAAUGGAUGCAUUUUAUUAGAACCAAGUCCAACAAAAAGAGCUGGACUAUCUUGGGCAGAACGUUUCAACAUCAUCCAAGGGAUUGCUCGUGGGCUUCUUUAUCUCCAUCGUGAUUCUUGUUUAAGGGUUAUACACCGUGACUUGAAGGUCAGCAACAUUCUCUUAGAUGAAAAGAUGAACCCAAAAAUUUCAGAUUUUGGAUUGGCAAGGAUCUUUGAAGGCACACAACAUCUGGCAAAUACUCACAAGGUGGUUGGAACACUUGGCUAUAUGUCUCCUGAGUAUGGAUUGGCUGGAAUAUUUUCUGAGAAAUCAGAUGUCUUUAGCUUCGGAGUUCUUGUAUUAGAGAUUGUUAGUGGCAAGAAGGUUACCAGGUUCCUGUAUAACGAUGAACAUCUAAGCCUUCUUUCCCAUGCAUGGCGACUAUGGAAUAAAGGCAAGGAGCUAGACUUAAUUGAUGAAGCACUGGCUGAUUCAUUUUCCUCGAUUGAAGUAAAGAGGUGCAUACAGGUUGCUCUUCUUUGUGUUCAGGACCAUGCUGAAAAUAGGCCAAUCAUGGCAGCAGUGAUUUCCAUGCUAAGCAGUGAAACAGAGCUUUUGCAACCAAAAGAACCUACUUUUACAUUCCAUAAUCCAUCAAAAUUUGAUCAACCUAAUGACAAUAAUCCAAGCUCCGUAUGUGAGAUUACUAUGUCACUUGCUGAAGGCCGAUAACUUCUGAUUAGUGAAACCCCAAUUUUUUACUACUACUAUUAUUAUUGUUAUUAAAGAAUUGAAUAUGUC